AUGACUCUUCACGAUAUCAAUAUCAUCAGUAUGGUCCUGGCCCUAGCCGCCAUGAUACUCAUGGCAGCGGCCACCACGCCACAAUCGACAAACAUCGAUGUCGUCUUCCCGGGUCUGCACGAAAUGGACUUUAACAACGUGGAAGGAAGCGUCAUAACUGCUGAUACCACAGCCACCACAUAUCAGAUUGAUUGCCGAUCUAGCGCGACCAAGCAAUGUACCUCUGCCGGUUACCUCUUGCCCCAGACUCUCACUGCGGGUCCGUCCUUCCAGGACUUUCAUUACGAUGUCACCAGCUUUUGGAACAGCACUAUCUUCAUAGUCACUGGAACUUUGGACUGCAACAUGACCGGGUCGACGCUUGGUGCCUCUUGCUACUUCUCGACCAGCACAUGGAUAUCCAGUGGCACGAAAAACAUCUCCUCGGUGUUUACCACCAGCGCCACCAUAUCUUCCGCCAACUUCAAAUAUAAUACCUUGGCGGUGCCAUCGGGCUUGGAGAACCUUCCCGUUGAAACUGCGGCCACGAAUGCAUCCCCAGGCCAUACCGGGACGUCAAUAUCUAAACCAACGACAACCGCCGCAAUGGCCUCAGAACAUCCCUCGUCCUCGAAGGCCUGGAUUGCAGGCCCAGUGAUUGGCGCCGUGGCUGGCUUGACUUUGAUUACGGUAGCGGCAUUUUGGUUCAUCAGUCGCAGGCGUAAUAACAAGGCUGAUGCUGGGUACCGGAAUCCAACAGAAGGGACGUCGGAGGCUUCAGAGCAUCCCACAUAUCUACCAGUGCAGGGUGCUCGAGUUGGGGAACUUCCAAGUGCUCAAGUUGGGGAACUCUCAGCCAAGGGUGCACUGGCAGAGUUAUCAGCUCCACCCAAACCCCAUGAGAUGGGGUGA
Molecule: messenger RNA, 891 nt
Organism: Penicillium verrucosum
Lineage: Eukaryota; Fungi; Ascomycota; Eurotiomycetes; Eurotiales; Aspergillaceae
Product: EGFR-like transmembrane domain-containing protein
Exons: 1
Coding region: 1-891 (296 amino acids)
Source: RefSeq, a predicted model, not a curated record